Lutzomyia longipalpis is the source of this 6039-nucleotide messenger RNA. RefSeq lists its product as uncharacterized. The transcript is spliced from 10 exons. The record is from RefSeq and is a predicted model, not a curated record. The coding region runs from base 309 to 5210 and encodes 1633 amino acids. Gene Ontology annotation, molecular function: microtubule binding. Lineage: Eukaryota; Metazoa; Arthropoda; Insecta; Diptera; Psychodidae. Gene Ontology annotation, cellular component: cytoplasm; nucleus.
CAUCAGUUUGGAGGAAGUGCUUCAGUGGAUUGCAUGCAAUGGGUUUACGGAUUGCCAUUUAAAGUGGAUUUGGUGUGAUUUUGGAAAGGAAAGGGAUUCCUUCCUGGCCAUAGGAAGCAUCCAAGUGCUAAAAGUGCUUUCUUGUGGGACUUUUUCCGGGAUUUUGUGACUCUGUGAGGUAUUUUUGGUGUGGUUUUUGGUGACUCGAAAUUGUUCCAGCAGCAGCAGGACAAAUCAAUACGCGCUUUUGAGGAAUUUUCAUCAAAAUUUGGAUUUUUCAACGUGAAUUUUCACACACACACAAUAAAAUGGACAAGGACUCAAUACAUUCGAGGAUACCACGGAUAAAUGGUUUGACAAACAGAAAUGGGCUACCAGUGAGUAGUCUGGCGGGAGGAAAAAUCCCAGGAACAAAAGCUUCCAAUCUUCUGGCCACGACAACGACAAAAUUGGGCAAAUUCGCUCCGAGUCUACUGCGAGGGACCACAGGAAAUCGCCUACGACCAGGUGUGCUGAAUUUAACGACAACACUGGGCAAGAAGGGUCCCAGUACGACAUUCGAAGUUCCCAAAUCAUGUUCCAAUGAGAACAUCAAGAGGAGCACGGGGCUCACAAUGGCAAGUGGGGAGCAUGAGGAGGAUUGUGAGAUGCUGGUUGAUGAAACCAUAAGCCUAGUUGGCAGCACGGAUCACUUGGCACUGCAGGACGACGAGGUAGCUUUGGAUACGACAAUCGCCAGCAGGGCACGUGAAGUACUCACACCGGACUGUGAUAAAGAAUCGGCCCUGGGCCAAAUCUUUCACUCAACCUUCGAUGUCAGCCACAUUAGCCGACCUCCAAUGAACUCCACGCCACGUGGCGAGGAGGCACCCCAUCUCACAUUCAACGUGAGCACUCAGGGUGGUGACAAUCCCCUUCAGCUCACUUACGACAUCGUCAGCGAGACAGAAAGUCCACGGGUGAGCAUGGAAAACCUUCUGGGAAAUGCUCAAGUUGGUGGAAAGCCCACAAGUGGCGGGAAAAAUUCCACAAAGCCAACAAAUGCAGCAAAUCCUCUUGUGCAGAGUCCAAAGGACCCGGAUAAGACGAUUGUGGGAGCUUCUGAAGACCCACCUGAGGAAUCUGGGGAGGAGAAGAAGAAUCUCCCGUCGGAAAAGUCAGCAAAACCCCGCUUUUCCUUUGGCUUAGAUCUCACCGAUUGUACCCUUGACUGCUCCAUUGAGCUGUGUGACAUCUCCCUGGCAUCCUCGGGUAAACCCACAAAGAGCCCCAUAAAUUCCCUGCACAAGCAGAAUUCUUUUGAAAUGGAUGAAAGUCUGGGAAUUCUUACUCCUGACCAGAUGAAGGAAUUUUUGGAUUCGAAUAAUUUGGAAUUGCCCCUGGGCAAUGUGAGUUCGAAGAUGUCAAUGCAUCAGUGUAGAAUUGACCAGACACCAUCACCGGAGGAACUGCCGUUGGAUCCUGUGGCUGUGAAGACAGACUCGGCGGAUGUUGUGAUGCACCAGCAACCGCCUCAGGGACAAUAUCAGGAGGUGUCACAGACAGAUUCUGAUCCCAAGACGGAUCAAAUGACCAAAUCUGCAGCCUCAAAGGUGUCUGUGAGCUUCAUCACGAGUGUGACGAGCAUAACGAGCCUGGACACGGGGUACCAGGGUGAUGGGGAGAUGUCCAGGCCGGCUAGUAGAGGUGCAGAUCAUUCCCCAUCGAAUGGCCCACGAGCUGGGGCUGCUCCCGCGCCAAAUGCCCAAGCAUUCAAUGCACCCGUAGCCAGGCGACAGGAUCCCAUGACGGAUUCGGAUUUCUUCACAGAGAGCGAUGCUGAUGAUAUCUUUCACCAUCAGAGGGGCGAUAGGCGUGCUCAGGUGAUUGAUGGUCAACUCUAUGGGCCCUCAAUGCAAGCAGCCAAUGUGUACAUCCAUCAGCCACAGCAGGGAGAUGAUUCGUGCAUGGAAUCCAGUGGUAUUUUCACAGAUGUGGACAAUCGUGCCGAUGAUGAUUUUACACAUCGUCUCGCAGACAACGACAUGUCUCCGGAUGGAUCUACAGAUACCCUCCAGAGCAAUGGGACAAGUACAGAGUGCAAUAGUCAAAAGAAGGUCAGCGCUAGUCAAUCUCCCACCUCUCUCUCCCCAAGCCAGCCAACUCAGCUCCAGGUAAUCCCUGCGCCGGCUGAGGAGGUGACCAGAGAAAAGCCCCCCGUUGAGGGGACAGCAGAAGCUAUCGCGGAGAGUCGUGGGGCAGCGAAAUCGACGAACCCAUGCGAUACGAGCGAUAAGAGUCCAAGCACUGCAGUGCGAUCAGUAAAGAAAGUGAACCCCAAUAGGAAGCACGCCAAGAGUGAGGUGUUCACGGGUAAGAGUCGCGAAAUUCGGCGCUCAAACACCACGAGCCUGGCCAGCAGGUCACCCAGCGACAUGGAGAAUCAAGAGAAUAAAAUGCCGAAAAAGAUGCGACCGCCCAAUAAGUGGGAUGGUGUGAUGAAUAAAAUUGCCGAGGGCAAGACGUCCGGGAAGACAAAGUUAAAUAUUAGUGAUGUGAAAUCCAAAGUGUUGACAGGAAUUUCGCGGGGAUCAACCAAGAUUUCCGCCACAGCCAGCAGCACGGAACAGAAUUCACCAAAGAGGCUCACCAUCGUAGCCAAAAGGGGACGGACUUACAGCAAAGACAGUCAACAGAGCUCACAGAGUGACUUGAGCGUAUCAGGUGGUGGUUGUUCGCCCAAAUUGCAACCGAAGGCUUCUAUCUUAUCACGUACUGCAAAAAAGCGCGAUGUACGCACAAUCACAGCAUCACCCAGUGAUCUUGGACCACCAAAUAAGACUACGGGCAACAAUACAAAUGUCAGGAAUGUCAGAGUCAACAAUGCACCACAAAAACGAUCCCCGAUCGUGGCACAGCAAUCACUUCCUGCCACCGUACCUGAUGCCAACAAAGGAUCUCCACCGGCAAAGAGGAUGGUGCAGAGACGGCAGCAAAUCACCCUGCAGCCCCAGACACAACCGAAGCAGCCACUCAAAGAUCACAAUCGAUUGGCGGGUGUUGUUCCACUUGCCACAAAAACAGCCAGCGGGGGUGUAACGCAGCAAAAGACGGCUCCUGGGGUGCGACAGCAGCAACCAUCACCGGGUGUUGUCACCAAGAAUGGUCCAAUUGUGGGGCCAAUCACGGAAAAUGGCUUCGCGGGGAGUCAUCCACCUCAGGUGCUGCCUAAAACACCCAAAAUCAACGGCAUCUUACCGGAGAGAGUCUCCCAAUGCCGUGAUCUCACACACGCCAAUCGUGGCUUUGAGGCACUAGGAGUUGUCAUCCAGUAUCUGGUCCACAGUCUGGAUGCGUUUUCCAUGCCAACGCUGAAGGUGAAUCACGAGAGGACGACGAGAAAAUUGCUGGAGACGCGACUGGCGCUCGAUGAGACACGCACGAUGUGCCAGGAACUCCAAGUGAGACUAACGAAGCAGGAGGCCCGUGAAGUUCAGCUGAGAGAUGAGCAUCUCAGCGAAAAGCAGCAAAUGGAAUCCCGCCUGAUGGAAGCCGAGACACGCUUCCGUUCAUUCGUCGCUGAGUCUGAGGAGCGACGUGGUUUGCAUGAGUCUCAGAUGAAGGAGGCCAAGUUGCGUGAGACGGAUCUCGUGCAACGAAUAAGUGAGUUGAGUACGCGGGAGAAUGAGCUGCGCGACAAGGUGGUGGCCAGUGAGGAGGAAUUUGGGGAGAAGCUGCGACUGGCGGCGAUGCGGGAGCGUGAACUACAGGAAAAGACGAUGCAGCUGCAGCGACAGCUGGAUGAGACCAAAGCCAGGGCAGAGGGACGCGAACGGGAACUACAGGAGCGUGUGGAUUUGCUGCAGGAUGAAAUAGCUGUGCUGCGACACACGAGGGCAGCUGCUGCCACAACAAAUGGUCCCACAUCCCCGACAACACGUCAGCGAACCACGAGCACGGGCAACACGCAGGUGCUGCAGGAUGAGGUGGAGAGUCUCAGGUGUGUGCUGGAGCUGAAGCAGAGUGAAAUCUCCGAGUUGCGGAAGCAAAAUGCUGAACUUCAGCGCUCAUCGGACGAACUGUCGGCAACGAUGAUUAAACUUUCCGGCACGGAGAGUCGCGUGGAGGAUCUCCAGGUGCAGCUGGAGGCGAAGAUCAAUGAGGAGAAGGAUCUUGUGGCACGAAAUAAAAUGCUUCAGGAAUCGUAUGCACGUGAAGUAAAGAACUGCAGCCGUUUGGUGCUGCACAAUGAGGAAUUGCAGUGGAAGCUGAAGCACAACAGCGAGAAAUUCGCCAGGACUAUUACGGAAUUGUCCAGGAGCUACCAUGAGGCCAGUUCGUGUUCUCCAUUGAGCUCCACACGACGCCAGGGGGAUAACAACACUCCACGUACGAAUGGGGAUCCGCGAUUGAUGGAAUGCUUCGAGAUGGAGGAUGUUUCACCACCCACGUCGCCGGUGAUGAAGGGAAUUGUGGAGAAGAGUGAUUCGGUGUCGUGGGUGCUGGAGAUGGAAGAUGAAUCCGCAGAGGCAUUGGCUUCGCGCGUUGUACGUCGUGCGGGUUCCUUUCGGGCACCGUCACAAGAUAAAACCACAAAGCGCUCCAAAUGCCAUGGAAAUGCCCUGAGUCAGUCAGCCAGUGCAGCAUCAAUCCUGCAUCAGCAGCAGCAUGACACCCCGAGGAUCAGAUCGCAGUCGAUGAGUCUGCGGGCGUCGGGAAGGAAUCUGGCCAGAUCAAACUCCGUGCAGACCCCUUCAUCGUCGCGAGUUGAGUGGCGUGAGCCAGCCUAUACGUCAUCUCCACUGCCGGGAAAGGGUGGUAGUGUAUCCCCACCCAAGGAGGGUAAGAAGAAGCGCAGUAAUCUCAUCACCUGCGACUCAUCAGCACUCACGCCACGCACCGAACGGGCGCGACUGCAGCUGCCCAAACACUCAUCGGUGCAUGAUUUGCAGAAUCUCCAUCCCAAGGAGUCCGCUGGGGAGGCCAUGGUCUCGGGAUCAAAUAGCGAAGACGAGGCAUCCUCCGUGGACUCCUCGUCGGCUGCCUCAUCGAGCUGCGGUGAGGAGAGUAGCAGCAAUUCGGCCUCUCCCACAAAUAGGCGCAUCCGUCUUGGGGACUUUAUGAUGCAGAAAAUUGUUGCGAGUUUCGGGCAGAAGGACGAGGGAGGAACCCCAAUGGAGGUACAAUGGCCCGAGGAUGGGGAACAGUAUCCGACAGAGUCGAUUGUUUGACAGGAUGACAGCUUCUAGGAGUGCUGCCCAGCCACAUAAGCAGCCGCCGCCCUCCUGACCUUCCUUGUUGAUUUUUCUCCUCGUGCAAUUCAUCCGCAUUUGCUGUGUGCCCAUGCUGAAUAGCCGCUGCAUUGCCGGGAAAAUCGCAUGCGAUUUGUGGGCAGAGCUACACUGCCCUGCAAAAGAAUUGGGACACAAUGCCCCCUAAUUUGAAAUGCUAAAACAAACUAAUAUUUCACUCCCCCUCAAAUCUUGCUCAUUAAAUAGAAAGAAAAAAAAAAGUGAAAUUUAAAUGAAAAACAAAAAAGAAAACUAACAAAGAGCAUAAAAAUAGUCCUCAGUGUGUGUGUGGAAGAAAAUAAAUGUGGCAGUGAAAGUUUUUCUCGCAAGAAGCGAAUGGAAAACAUUAAAAAAAAAAGAAGAAAAAUAAUAUUAAAAUGAAUGUGAAAAGUGAAUCAUAAAAUCAAAGUUAUUGUUGAAUUAUUUUCUGCAUCUGCCUUUUAUGUUUUUUCUUAAUUAUUUUAGUAAUUUUUAAAAGAACUUUGGGAGAUCUUUUAGAAGUUUCUUCCUUCAUUGAAUUCAAAACAAGGCAGGCUAUUUGAAGUUGAAAUGAGAGGAAAAAAAAUGGGAAGAAAAUUGAGGAAAAGUCGUGAAUGCAUUUUUUUGUUUGUUUGUGAAUGUGGGAGAAAAUCUGUUUUACUUUGUAAUUUUGUCGCGCUAAGAUGGAGAUUAAAUCUAAUUGAGAAAUUUAUUCUAUGAAUGUAAACUAGAAAUUCUGAAAGAUUAAAUUAAAAGAAAAAAAACAGUUGAAAUAUUCCAUAAAAAUAAA